Saccostrea echinata is the source of this 624-nucleotide messenger RNA. RefSeq lists its product as uncharacterized. NCBI's taxonomy places the organism in Eukaryota, Metazoa, Mollusca, Bivalvia, Ostreida, Ostreidae. The coding region runs from base 1 to 624 and encodes 207 amino acids. The transcript is spliced from 4 exons. The record is from RefSeq and is a predicted model, not a curated record.
AUGUACAAUAAUCUGAAAGAUGGUCCAGAAAGUGUUAUGAUAACCCCUAAGCCUGGUAAUGAUACAAUAACAAUAAAAGAUGGGAAACCAUUAGGUCCGUACAACUGUUCAGCUCACUGUAAUCCACCUUGUACCUUACAAUGGAAGUAUAAACAUCCGUCAGGGGAUUUUGUUAAUGAUACAUCCUAUGACAUUUCUUCAUUACCUUUACCAAUGCUAAACGCAGACAGAACUAGGAUGACUCUUAUACGAUGUGUAGCCAUCAACAGAGUAGGAAGUGCGAAUAAAGACAUCAAGUUGAAAAUUCUAUAUUUCGAGGACCCUCGAGUGUACAUUAAUGAAAAACUUCAAUAUUCAUCAACAAUUAAUGAAGGCACUCCUCUUAAUGUUACAUGUCUCCUUGGAGGAAAUCCCACUCCAGAAGUUAUCCUCAGAAAGCUCACUGCUAACAAGAUCAUUGGGGAAGGCCAUUUUAAUUACACAUGGAUAAAAGAUGCUAAGUGUUCUGACACAAGCAAUUACAGCUGUGAAGGAAAAUCAUCUGAGUUUGAGAGCAGGAUUCAGUCAUUUCAUAUCAACGUUACCUGUAGAUUCAUGUCAUCGCUGCAAGUCAGUAUUGUAUGA